Eubalaena glacialis (North Atlantic right whale) is the source of this 1221-nucleotide messenger RNA. RefSeq names its product E3 ubiquitin-protein ligase RNF19B-like. The record is from RefSeq and is a predicted model, not a curated record. Lineage: Eukaryota; Metazoa; Chordata; Mammalia; Artiodactyla; Balaenidae.
AUGAAGGGACAAGAGGAGAAGAACCAGACUGAGACACUGGUAGAGUUGAGAAAUGUUUCCGAAGUAGAAUCAGUAAAUCUGAUGCUGAUUGGAUUUGAGAUGCCAGGGGGUGGUUCUAAGAAGCCGCAAAGCUUAGUAGUGGAGGUAGGCUUCAUUGAAAAGGCGAAUUGGAACAAAGAUGUGAAGGGUGUGAGGGAGUCAGCCAUGCGGAUAUCCAGAGGAAGAGUAUUGCAGGCCAGAGGGAACAGCUGGGGCAAAGGCCCUGACACGGGAGAGUGUCUGGGGUGUGCUGGGGACAUGGAGGAGCCAGGGUGGCUGGAUGGCUCACCAUCUGCAGAUGUGGUGUGCGGAAAGAAUCCGGUUCUGAGCAGGCAGAGUCGAGAACAAGGCUCUGGAUCAUGGCAAGUUCACCAAGUUUCUCAAGAAACUAGAGCCCUCAAGAAUCCCAGCAUUGGGGAGAGUAGGCUUGAAGGUCUAACUCGCAUGUUGAGCACCAGUGGAAGCCCUACAGAUGGACUCAGUGUUACGCAGGGUCCAUACAGCAAAACAGCCAGCUUUGCAGCCCUCUCAGGGGGCACACUGAGGGGUGGCAUUCUUUCCAGUGGCAAGGGAAAAUACAGCAGGUUAGAAGUCCAAGCCGAUGUCCUAAAGGAAAUUUUCCCCAAAGACACAGCCAGUCUUGGUGCAGUUAGUGACAACGCAAGCACUCGUGCUCUGGCCGGUUGCAUAAUCAGUUCCCACAGCCCACAGGACAGAGAAUGCCACAAUAUGGAAAUCCAAGUGGACAGUGAAGCCAGACCAAGCCACUGUCAGCUGGUGAGUGGAAGCAGCACGGAGGACUCACUCCAUGUUCAUGCGCACAUGGCGGAGAAUGAAGAAGAAGGCGGUGGUGGCGGUGAUGGUGGCUGCGGUGGCAGCAGUGAAGAGGAGCCCCCCCCCUGCAAACACCAAAGCUGUGAACAGAAAGACUGCCAGGCCAGCAGACCUUGGGGCACCAGCCUGGCCCAGCAGAGCAUCCGCAGUGACCUGGAGAGCUCCGAUACGCAGUCCGACGAUGUGCCAGACAUCACCUCAGAUGAGCGUGGCUCCCCCGGCUGCCAAGGCGGCCCCUCAACACCCAGAGCUCCAGGUGCGCCGAGCCCAAGGGCGCCUGUGAACCUCUCUGCCCCAGCUCGAGGGGCAACUGUCUUGAAGCCGGAAGAUGCAGAAGCCGGAGUAUGA